Caenorhabditis remanei is the source of this 729-nucleotide messenger RNA. RefSeq lists its product as uncharacterized. The record is from RefSeq and is a predicted model, not a curated record. Gene Ontology annotation, cellular component: spindle microtubule; cytoplasm; mitotic spindle pole. Gene Ontology annotation, molecular function: microtubule binding. The coding region runs from base 1 to 729 and encodes 242 amino acids. Lineage: Eukaryota; Metazoa; Nematoda; Chromadorea; Rhabditida; Rhabditidae. The transcript has 3 exons.
AUGCUGCCUUCAGAAUUUCCACUUCUUUCGGCGAUAAAUGAAGAACUCUUUGAAUCUUUUGCCUCUUCGGACAAACUUUUCGAUGACCGCGACUUUGCCAGAGGAUUCAGCGAAUUGAAGCAAAGAAAGGAAAACGGUGAAUUGUCAUGUGAGCUCCUGUGGCGAAUGUGCCGCUUCUGCCAAGAACUGUCCAAUACCAUGAGUGGAGAACAACGACGACAAAUUCUGAUCGAAGGACGCGAUUAUGGACUUCAGGCAAUGGACCUUGAUUCAUCAUCCUUCCUCGCCGCUAAAUGGGCUGCUAUUGUGUUUGGACUCGUCGUCGAUCAGCUGCCUACCAAGGAAAAGAUCAACGAAGGAGGGAAACUGAAAGAUAUGCUCGACAAGGCACUCGAAUUGGAGCCCACAGACUUUGCCCUACUUCAUCUUCGUGCUCGUUUUUCUUUUACCAUUGCCAAUUUGUCAUGGCUCGAGAGAAAGGCUGCCUCUAUGCUGUACAGUGAAGUGCCAAAAGCCACAAUCGAUGAUGCACUUGUCGACUUCGAAGCCGCUUAUCAACAGCACUCUGAUUGGAUCGAGAACUUGUUGUUCCUGUCGAAAUGUCACAUUGCCAAGAAAGAGAAGAAACAAGCUCGAGAGCUUCUAAACAAAGCAAUCGAUUUGCCAAAGGAAUCAUCAAAUGAUGAACAAUUCGUCACGGAAUGCAAGGCUCUUCUCCAGAAAUGCUAA